UUUGAGUAAAGCGAUGGUUGACUAUUUCUUCGCCAGUUCUCUCAAGACAUCUCUUGAAGAUACCUACAAUGUCGGUGAACCUUGCUCUAGUGGUCCACUUUCAGUGGUGCACGGUGCGGAGAACAAGCAUACCAAGAGUUCCUACGUUGUAAAGAAGAUUGCUAAAAAUAGUUAUCUACAAGGAAACGACUUGUCCAGCGCAGAGGAGAUGGCAAGAACGAUAUCCAGAGUGAGACAUCCUAAUAUUUGUCCAGUAACCGAUAUAUACGAGGACAGGGAGAAUGUUUAUGUUAUUAUGGAGAGUAUUCCUGGUGGUGAACUCUUCACUAGGUUAGCGAACGUGGAGAGCUACUCGGAGUACCACGCAGCCGCGAUAAUAAGAGACGUGCUGAGCGCUGUGCAGUAUCUUCAUAUGGAGGAUAUUAUCCACGCCAAUAUAAAGCCGGAGAAUGUGCUCAGUGGGAAUAGCAAGGAAUAUGCUCCAACAGUUCUCGCAGAUUUCUACAUGUCCAGUCUCAUGUCACAUGGUGUACUAAUGAACGGAGUUUGCGGGAACCCUUCUUAUGUUGCGCCCGAAAUUUUGAGAGGAUUUCCUCCUUCAAGAGAAUCUGACGUGUGGAGUAUAGGUGUCCUAACAUACGUACUAUUGUCAGGAUUGGAGCCGUUCCCAUCACCAAAUCAAGGAGACGCUGGAACAUAUUCCAACGUUGUACGUUGCGACUUCGAGUUCAUCAAACCUUUCUUCAACAAAGUUUCUAAAAACGCUCAAGACUUUAUCAGCAAGCUCGUAACACUAGUUCCCGGGGAAAGACUGACAGUUGCAGAGGCCCUAGAACACCCUUGGUGUAAGGGGGACGCUGCUAAAAUGGAACCAAUGGUGGGCGUGGGAAAACGUUUGUCUGAUAUGCUACUCAAGAAGAGAGAAACGCUAGCACAAAAGGGCAGUCUGCAGAUUGGACGCGUUCUGGCGAGAUACGACACUAAAACUCCUUUAGAAGAAGUGGAGACCAAAUUCGAUCAUCCCGAAGAGGUCGAGAAAGAAAUCACCACGGAUGAAAUAGAUUUCAGUGACCCAGAAGCAUUAGCGAAAGCCCUGAAUAUGUCAACCAACGAUAUGAGCUGAAAAUAUCACGACAUUCUCAAGUCUCCAGCGUGGACUAUUCUUCACUCACGAUUUAUACCAGGAACUCUGGGAAACUGGACUGUUUUCGGACAUCAACCGACUGUUUUUAUUUACCGGCGCCAUUUUGUGAUGCUGAUCAGUCUUUUUGUUAGUCCUAGACGGACUUUUCAGAGAAAUAUUUGUAGCUCUUUUUCUAAAGAAAUUUAUCAGUUUUCUAUACUCAGAGAAUGAAACAAAUUGUUUUCAGCGAUAUAAUCCAUCUUUGAUAUUAAAAUGUAAAUAACGCAUUUGUAAAUAAUUCGAGAUUAUAAUCUAGAAAAUCUA
This is a messenger RNA of Bolinopsis microptera, 1447 nucleotides long. RefSeq names its product myosin light chain kinase A-like. Gene Ontology annotation, molecular function: calmodulin binding; ATP binding; calcium/calmodulin-dependent protein kinase activity. The coding region runs from base 14 to 1123 and encodes 369 amino acids. Lineage: Eukaryota; Metazoa; Ctenophora; Tentaculata; Lobata; Bolinopsidae. The transcript is spliced from 13 exons. Gene Ontology annotation, biological process: protein phosphorylation. The record is from RefSeq and is a predicted model, not a curated record.